AUGCCUCGCAAAAGGCGACGAGCUGCGGAAGAUGAUGAUCAGUCCGCGAAUACAGUUGCGCGGAAGCGCCAGUAUACCGAAGAGGACUCUAAACUUGCAAAGAUCUAUGAGAACCUUGCAUCCGAAGCCGAGACAGGCAGAAUUGAAGCGGCAAAGGAACUCAUCUCCAGACUGGAUCCAGAAAACAAUCCAACGUCGGCGUCUGCCGAGAGAAUCCUCAGAAGACUAAUUCGGGGACUAUGCAGCGGACGUAAAGCAGCUCGUCUAGGAUAUGGCGUGGCCUUGGCAGAGGUCCUCCGCAAACUAUAUGGACCAAGAAGUCAGCCUAUACCAGAUUUCACAUUAACCGCUGAAGACCUCCUUUCUCUCAUCAUUGAAUGCACUAAGCCGGAAGCUAAAGCGGCUGGCCAGGAAAAGAGAGAUCACCUUUUAGGUCGUCUCUUUGCGUGGCAAGCUGUCCUCCGAUCUUCAAUCGCCGUGCAACCUUCGGCGCCUGAGGAAAAGUGGAUCAAUUUUCUAGAUUUGAUAGGCAAUCUUGCACUAUUCACGCCAUGGCUACGCGAGGAAUGUGGGAAAAUCUUGUACGAGUUCGCAGAGAGCCUUGACGCAGACGAGCAUGGGCAGACACGAGCUCGAGAUCUCAUGCAGGCUCUGAAAACCAAUAAGCUAGAGAAGACGCUUGAAGGUGUUGCUGUAUGGCUGUCUGUUCGAAACAAAUUCCCGGAUAGCGUGCUUCCGGAAGAUGUGUGGCACAAGAAAGAUCCUUUGUGCACGAAAGAACGGCGAACUCUCGCCAAAGUGAUGAAGGGAGACCUAAGCUCCGCGACAGAUCAUGACGGUGGCGAGAAAAAGCCUGUCAAAUCCGGAGCAUCACAGUCACAUCUGAAUUUUGCAUGGCUCAUAGUCAUCACUGCCGUCAUUCAGAAGUACUCGAAACAUAAAGGUGGGUCGUCCAGUACGGAUGUAUCAGAAUUCUGGAAGUUCUGGGACGUAGUCGUUGAUGACAACUUGUUUUCGAGCAGCGCCUCACAUGAACGCAAAUCAUGGGGGUUCCAGCUCUUCUCCAGGGUGUUGCUGACCGCUCCCGGUUGGGUCUUUCCUGCUACCUUCAGCCAGAACCUUAUAAGAUCCUUGAUCAAUCAAAUCAAUGACAAGGAGCGAUACCUUCACAGCGCUGCAGAAGGUUCGCUGAAGGCGAUGAAAUCCAGAGUUAGCAGGGAGCCUGAGCUCGCUGCCACGAUUAUCGCCGGCCUAUUCUCGGAGCAUGGGUCAAUCAAUUUCGACAAGAUUACAAAAACGAAGACAGUGGAGAACAUCAUGGGGCUAGCAGACGCUGAUGCAAUGAUCAAGCUGGUCCCUUCGCUGUGCGACCUGAUGGCGCGGCCCGGAACUCAAGACGAGCGCGAGGCCAACUCCCGCCGGCAGACACUCGCCGAUCUCCUUGUUACUGCUGUCAAGAGUCCUCGUGCGCCUGACGCCUUCAUGCCGAGUGGAGAAUCAUGGCGUGACAGAGUUGUCACACAGUUCGUCAUCCUAGCGUACUUCGUUCCUACCAACGUUGACAAUACCUCUCCCUCGCUGCCUGUAUCUGAUGCUACCCGCGCUGUUUUGAAAGUCCGGCUGAAGUCGUGCUUGAAACACAUCCUUGCAGGUCGACCCGAAGAUCCUUCGCCACUUCUUGUUGUCAAUAGUAUUCGGAAUCUAAGUCGAGAAAAGACAUACAAGGUUGCCGUUCAACACGAUGAGGAAACGCUGAAGGUCAUACAAGAAGCGUACGAAGCUCUAGGCUCAAUUUCGCAAAGGAUGACAGGUGCUGGUGGACCAGAGAGGUCCGCGCUUCAUGCCUUUAGUCUCUUGUACUCCUUCGCGAUGCUAGAGCUCUACAAUGGAGAACCGGACGCCGUCUCGAUACUUGAGGAACUGCAGCUUUGCUAUCAGUCAACGCUCGAAUCUAAGAAGGCUGUCGACACUUCGUUCGACUUGCUACUCGAGAUCUUGCUGAGUCUCGUAUCGAAGCCGCAAAGCGUCUUCCGCGCUAUUGCGGAGCAGGUGUUUGCAACAUUUGCAGCUCAGCUGACUCGUGAUGGACUUCAGUCGCUUGUGAACAUCUUGGAAAAGAGAGAAAACCUUGCGGGCCAGCAAGAGUUAUUCGACCAAGCCGGUUCUGACAUGGACGAUGACGAGGACGAAGAAGCGUCAGACGUGGAGAUAACAGAAGGCCAGCUUGAAAACGGAAACGAAGACGAGGGUGGAGGCAGCAGUACGGAAUCAUCCAACGGUUCUACAGCCAGCGAUGACGACUCGGACGAUGACUCGGAUGACGACCAAGACGAAGUAGCGGAAUUCGAGAAGAAGCUGGCGGAGACACUCAAGACGUCCAAAUUCCAAGCCGGAGACCAGGAGGAUGUCGACUCCGAUGAAGACGACGGAUCGGACAUGGAUGAUGAUCAGAUGUUUGCGAUUGAGCCAGCUCUCGCAAAAGUCAUGGCAGAAAGGAAAAAGCUAGCCGAUAAGAAGAAAGAGGGCAAAGGGGCAAAGGAGACCGUCGUCAAUUUCAAGAAUCGCGUUCUGGAUCUCUUGUCCAUCUUCGUCAAGCAGCAGCAUGCCAACCCUCUCGCCCUGGAAGUCAUUCUGCCGCUUUUACGCCUGAUCAGGACUACUCCUACCAAGCAGGUGGCGGACAAGGCGUCAGGUGUGCUGGGUGAGCUUAUAGAUUCUGCCAAGAAGAAAGGCCUUCCUAGCCCGCCCGACGAUGAUUUGGUUUGGACCUUGCUGAAAGAUGUCCAUACCGAGGUCUCAUCAAAGGAGGCGUCGAAAUUGCACCUGAAUGCCUGCAGUCGCGGCAGCAUCUUCGUCGCGAAGCUCCUCAUAGCGCAGAAGGACAGCAAUUUUGAUGCUAUCGUGGAUAUCUACGCAGAUACAGCGAAGAAGUGCCGCUCGAGGUCGAGAAUGGCCCAGGACUUCUUCGUGAAGUGGGACACCUGGUGGCCUGACACCAUGAAGCAGAAGUAG
This is a messenger RNA of Coniosporium apollinis CBS 100218, 3012 nucleotides long. RefSeq lists its product as uncharacterized. Lineage: Eukaryota; Fungi; Ascomycota; Dothideomycetes. Gene Ontology annotation, biological process: regulation of DNA-templated transcription. The record is from RefSeq and is a predicted model, not a curated record. Gene Ontology annotation, molecular function: rDNA binding; transcription factor binding. The coding region runs from base 1 to 3012 and encodes 1003 amino acids. Gene Ontology annotation, cellular component: nucleolus. The transcript is spliced from 4 exons.